Molecule: messenger RNA, 1511 nt
Organism: Phytophthora nicotianae INRA-310
Lineage: Eukaryota; Oomycota; Peronosporomycetes; Peronosporales; Peronosporaceae
Exons: 3
Coding region: 52-1011 (319 amino acids)
Biological process (GO): deoxyribonucleotide catabolic process
Molecular function (GO): nucleic acid binding; 5'-nucleotidase activity
Source: RefSeq, a predicted model, not a curated record
CAAAGUGUGUCUGUUCUGUAUCCAGACGUCGGCGGGCGAGGCAACCAAGUAAUGUCGCACUACGGACGAGCAGGAGGCGAGCGUGUGACGCUCGCGGUGGACUUGGAUCACACACUUACUAAGCUGCUAGAGUGUGCAGCUGCAUGGCAUGAAGCCGAGCACGGCGCGAAGAUUGACGCGGAGAAUGUCGCGUCGGCGAGCUGGGCGACCGUUUGGGGUGGAGGCGACGCCGAGAGCAAGACACACCAGUUCUUUGAGUCCAAAAAGUUCGAGACGGAGUUGGCAGCAGUAGCAGGCGCCAAUGAGGUGCUCAAGCCACUACGCAAGUAUUUCUCGCUGCUGGCUAUUACGGAUCGUCCGCGGUUCGUGGAGAAGCAGACACGUGAGUGGCUAGAUCACCAUUUGUCUGGUGUCUUCGACAAGCUCGUGUUCGUGGACGAGGACAGUCCCGAGCACCUGGUAGCACGGAAGAAGGAGUUGUAUGACGACCUGAAGGUCAAGGUUGCAGUAGGCUCCGAUGCUGCGAUGCUUACAGAGGCAGCCGAGCACGUUGGACACGUGGUCAUCGUCGGUUCGGUGCCGUGGACGAAGCCUGUCGAGAAGUCUCGAAGUGGCGUGACUCAGGUCACCGAGUGGUCAGAAGCUAAGGAGACGUUCGACCAGCUCAUUAAGGAUCUCGAGCUCCAGCCGCUCGACAAGAUAUUCGCAGGACCACGUCUCGCACGAUACACAGACGAUUUAGUCACAGUCUCGACGCGGAAGCCAGCAGUAUUCUACGCCAACAUCAUCAACUCCAAGUUCAUGGUACAGAAGCAAGAGACUGUUCGACUGCAAGCGUCUGAGGCGGCGAUCACGACGGCUGUGCAGGCGGCCGAGAUCCUGCGCAUCCAGAACAACGCCAUCACGACCAAAAUCUCGACGCGAUAUGCGCUGAACCGCCCCAAGGACCGCGGCGGCUACCGCGUGCCCAAGCUGGAGCUGGUACUUCAACGCGUCGCGCCCAAAGCGUAGUUGGAGCUGAGGUCGAUGUUAACACAGAGAGGAGGAAAGCAGUGAGAACAGAGCAGUGUUGCUGCGACUGGUAGCAGAAGCCCGACAGGGCAAACAAAACAGGAAACAGUGACGUCUAUAAGUCUCUGCCGCGCUCACUCGUCUCGAGCGGCUCUAGAUCUGGUCUCCAUGUACUCUCGGCGCUCUUCGUCGCGCUGUUGGCGACGCUCCGCCUCGGUCACCGUCACAAUAUCGUCUGCGGAGCAGAAGUCGGCAGCGAUUUAGUCUUUUAUUCCAGUGUAUUUCCCAGUCUACAAUAAGAUCUGACAGGUGCACGUACAGAAGCCGGUCUUGACCAUGAACAACUCCAUAGCUGCGCCCGUCACGAAGCAGAGAGGCACCAGCUUCUUCAGGAUCGGCGUGAGCGCCACCGUCGCUUGCGGCGCCAUAGUUGAUCCCCUAAGUUUGUUGUGUAUAAAUGAUGUACAAAUUGUGAUUGGUACAGUGUACCGACUUCGAGC